Rotaria sordida is the source of this 1200-nucleotide messenger RNA. Lineage: Eukaryota; Metazoa; Rotifera; Eurotatoria; Philodinida; Philodinidae. The record is from the annotation of a GenBank genome assembly.
AUGGAAUCUAAUGAUGUUGAUAUAACUAUUACAUUACCAAUAGCAACUAAUAAACAAAUAACUUUUAUUGAACAUUUAAUUAUCGAUCAUCCUUGUGCUAUCGAUGAACUUUUUGCUUUAACAUCUUAUACUCCAUAUCUUUGUCGUUUAAAAUUUUUAAGUCUUACCGAUCGAAAUGUGAAUAUUAACAAUGUUAAACCAAUUAUAUUACGAAAUUUAACACAUCUAUCUAUUCGUAUAUAUACUACAAUGUCAUUUAAUGUAUUUCAAAUAUUUAUUAGUAAUUUAAAUUCAAAACUAAAAUAUUUAUCAUUAACAACAUUAGUUGAAGAUAUUAAUUAUCUUGAUGCUAAUCAAUGGGAAAAUUUGAUUUUAACAAAAUUAUCUUAUUUAGAAAAAUUUGAUUUUAAAUACAGUGCAUGUUUAGUAGAAAAUUAUGAUACUCCAAUAUAUCUUGGACAACUUGAUCAAUUUAUCUCAUCAUUUUGGCUUCAACGACAAUGGAUAUUAGACAUUGAAUUUGACUUUGACAAUAUUAUUUAUUCAAUACGUCCAUAUCAAAAAAGAUGGUAUGAAUAUGAUACACAAAAUCAAAUAAUUAAUUCUUCUGAUGAAUUAUCGAAAUCUAUUCGACUUCGUUUAGAUGAAGUAUGUCCUGAACAAUGGACGAAAACAAUAUAUUUAAAUGAUUAUAUUAAUCAUGUAUUAUGUUUAACACAUAUUUAUCAUUUAGAAAUUCGUGCAAAAAUUUUUUGUGAUAAAUUAAUGGAAAUUUUACAUUUAUUACCUGAUGUUAUAACAUUAAAAAUUUAUUCGUUAUCAAUUUUAAAACGAGAAAAUUUAUCAAAAGAUGAAAUUGAAUUUCUAUAUAUUUUAUUACCUAAAAAUCAAAUUCAAAAAAUUUCUUUUGGAAAUAUGAAAGAUACAGAUGAACUUUAUAUGUUAAUUUUAAUUUGUCCACGUAUUAAUCAUCUUCAUAUUGAAUGUAUUAAUUAUAUGCAUGCGGAAUGGUUAAUCGAACUUAUUUUAACAGAAAUUAAAGUUGUAUCUAAUUCUUUACUUCGAUUAUUAUGUUUUUCUAUUCCUGAAGCAAAUGAUGAAAUGUGUGAAAAAUUACAAGAAAUGAUUGAUAGAGAGAAUUUACGUUUUGAUUUUAUAAUUAAACAUGUUAUGAAUAAAAUUUAUUUACAAUGGAUAUAA